GUUGAGACUCUCUAACGUCCAAUGAGUGGGCUGUUGCCAGUAGCAACCACGUCCAUCAGCCAUUUCUGUCCAAUGAACAGCGGGACGAGGCGGAGUGCAGGUGCGCGCCGCUGUGUCCACUUGGCAGAGUGCCUGGGAGACGCCUGUGGCAAAACAGUAACUGUCAAAUGCAAGGUUCCUUUAAUAAGAGCGAUCAGUCCGGCUCCGAGAGUCAUGGCGACCACAGCGUCUAAUCAUUACAAUAUCCUCACCUCCAGCGCAUCCAUUGUGCACUCGGAGCCCGGGAGCAUGCAGCAAGCAUCGGCGUACAGGGACGCGCAGACCCUGUUGCAGAGUGACUACUCAUUGCAGAGCAACAGUCACCCGCUCAGCCACGCGCACCAGUGGAUAACGGCACUGUCGCACGGAGAGGGAGCUCCGUGGUCAACCAGUCCGCUCGGCGAGCAGGACAUCAAACCCGCGGUGCAGGGCACCAGAGACGAGAUGCACAGUUCCAAUAACCUGCAGCACCAGCACCAGCCGCGACCGCCCCACCUGGUGCACCAGUCACAUGGGAACCACCACGACGCCCGAGCGUGGAGAACUACCGCAGCCCACAUACCCAGCAUGGCAACAUCCAAUGGCCAGAGCCUUAUUUAUUCACAGCCCGGAUUCGGCGUCAACGGCCUGAUUCCAGGCAGCGGACAGGGAAUGCACCACCACAACCUAAGAGAUGCACACGAAGACCACCACAGCCCGCAUCUCAGCGACCACGGCCACCAGGCGUCCCAGCACCAGCAACAGAGUCACCAUGACCAUUCGGACGAGGAUACACCGACCUCCGACGACUUGGAGCAGUUCGCCAAGCAGUUUAAGCAGCGGAGGAUCAAGCUGGGCUUCACUCAAGCUGACGUCGGACUCGCCUUGGGAACGCUGUAUGGAAAUGUGUUUUCCCAAACCACUAUUUGCAGGUUCGAGGCCCUGCAGCUCAGCUUCAAAAACAUGUGUAAACUCAAGCCUUUGUUGAACAAGUGGUUGGAAGAAGCGGAUUCCACCUCGGGCAGCCCAACCAGCUUGGACAAAAUCGCUGCACAAGGGAGGAAAAGGAAAAAACGGACCUCUAUCGAGGUAAGCGUAAAAGGGGCGUUGGAGACCCAUUUCUUGAAGUGUCCUAAACCCGCAGCGGCGGAAAUUACUUCCCUGGCGGACGGUCUACAGCUGGAGAAAGAGGUGGUGAGGGUUUGGUUUUGUAACAGGAGACAGAAAGAGAAACGGAUGACUCCUCCCGGUGGACCGCUUCCUGGAACCGAGGAUGUGUAUGGGGACACACCGCCACAUCAUGGAGUCCAAACACCGGUUCAAUGAACAAUAACGGACCACUAUUAGACUUUUCCUGAUUUUGUUUGUCUUGAAAAUGAUAUAUAAUUCACUGGACUAUGAGCGAUAGUGGGUGUUUUAUGUAUAAUAGCCUAGCCUAUGGCAUGAGUAGGCUACUUACACAAUAUCUGCAUUGAAUACCAUUCAAAACCCGAAUAUCAUUAGCGAUGGAGUGGAAAUUUUCUUCAAGAGCUAAGCGAACACAUGUUCGAGGAUAUGCCUAGCACUGUGACUCAACGCAGUUUCAAAGGUGUAGCCCUAUUGUGAAAAAUAUUUCGCGUAAAGGAAAUUAUCGUUAAAAACUAGCCUCGAGAUUCAUAGCUAAAAUGGUUUACAUUCUCGCCUUUUGUGGUGUAUUCAACACAUGGCGCUGCGCAAUCAUCAUGGUUUUGUUCUGGACGUGUGGGUCCGACAAGAAAAGUCAUGAGAGCUGCAUUCGACAAAACAUAGCCUAAACGCCAUUUCUCUGUCCCAGACAAGCAGCUGGGGGUUGAGCAUCGGCUGAGCAAUGUGUGAGGGUUGAUCAUCCGUCAGUCAUCUUUUUCCAGUUAGUUUUGACAUUCAACAUUGCUUUGAGGCGUUUAGGCAAAUGAUUAUGUGCGAAAGCGUUAUUAUUUUAGCCUGUUACCUGUUAUAUCCCUAUUAUUAUUAUUGUUGUUGUUGUUGUCAAGAGCAGUUCGAAUGAGCUCCUUGAAUAAUUGAUACCACAUAAGUCGUAUGGUUUUAAUAUUUCGUUUGGACGCACACAGGAGCACAUCAUCCUUCUCGUUCUCUCAAUGAUAUCAGCACGUGUGGAUCAAACACAAAAGGCUGCCAACACUGAGCUCCGCUCCACGCCACGCGGCCAGCAGCUAGCAGUCAGGUCACGGAAGGGCUACGUGGCGAUGGAAACCUGGCACUUUUCUAGAGCAAGAUAUAUCACCAAGUUUCACAGAACAUUGUGAUCAAUUUUGUAAAUAUUGUAUAACUAAACAGUCACGGCUUAGUUCCUUCUCACUGGGGCACUUUUUUUCUUUCGGUGUUUUCAAAACAAAAACAGGUUUUAGCUGUUUAUUUUUUUAUUCCAAAUGGUUUUGACACAAUUUUUAGGUUUCAAUAGCCUACCUUGUAUUUUUAUUUAAAGUUAUUUGUAGCUGAAAUUAUGCUUGUUGUUUGCAGUGUAAUGUGUUUGAGAAGCAUUUUAUGUUCAAUUCAGAGGGAUUUCAUUGAUGUGAGUUCAAUUGGAUUGGCAGAAUUGACUUCACAUGUUGUCCUGACAUUGGCUUUCAAUAAUGUCCACCUGACAUUAUAUUUUUGAAUCAAAUAUAUGCUUUAAGUAAUUAUGGUCUAAUUGAUUGGCAACUAAAUAAUUAAUCAGCCCACAGAUUGGCAAAAGAAGGCGAUAUGCUCGCUGAAAUAUAUUUUAUUUAAAAGAUGUAUAAUUCCUUUACAAAAGGAAAUAGAUAUUUAAGUGUUCUACAUUUUAUAUCAACUUUUAAAAACAACGUGGACCCUUUGUCAAAAACAAGUCACCUGACAUCACAUAUCAUGAAAAUAAUAAUAAGAAUAAUAUAUUAUUAUUAUUUUAUUAUUUAUCAUAGGGUGAGGAUUUUAUUUGAUCCUUGCCACCUUUCUUUUGUUUUGGUAUCAUUGCGAUAUGGGAAUAAUGAUCAAAUACGUUAAUUUUAUAAUUUUGUUAUUGAGAUUGUAAUUUAUUCUAUAAUGACUUUUAUAGAUGACAAAGUACAAUAGAUAUAUAAAUGGCAUCGAAAAGGCUUAUGGAAUAUAGGCUAGUCAGAAAGGGGGAGAGAUAGUAUUUUUUAUUUCAGGGGGAUUGCCAUAGCCUAUACCGUCAAUGCUACGUGUAUAUACAUGUUUUAUGAUAACCAUAUGGCUUGUUCUCCGUAGCUUUGUUUCAUUUUAUGCAAAUUAUAUCCAGGGACUUGUGUUCUUCUCAUUUACUUUUGUUUUUUUAAAGAAAAAAGUUAAUGGUAUUGAUCGUAUUUCUUCUGUAGCUUGAAUUAAUCGACCAAUCACACAAUUCUCUGAUAAUCAAACUGUGGGAUGUACAAAUUCGAUGUUUUGUUUUGGUUUUGUUUAUUGUUUUUUUCCCCGCGUUUGUCACAUUCACUUUUAAUUCAUCUGGAUAAACCUGGGGGUUAAACACGCAGAUGGUGAUGUGUAGGUAAUAUUUCAUCACUUGAUAUCACAUGAACAAAGACUUGCACAUUUUUAAAUAAUGGGGUUGAUA
This is a messenger RNA of Oncorhynchus nerka (sockeye salmon), 3586 nucleotides long. RefSeq names its product POU class 3 homeobox 2b (gene pou3f2b). Gene Ontology annotation, biological process: regulation of transcription by RNA polymerase II; brain development. The transcript has a single exon. Gene Ontology annotation, cellular component: nucleus. Gene Ontology annotation, molecular function: RNA polymerase II cis-regulatory region sequence-specific DNA binding; DNA-binding transcription factor activity, RNA polymerase II-specific. NCBI's taxonomy places the organism in Eukaryota, Metazoa, Chordata, Actinopteri, Salmoniformes, Salmonidae. Bases 22 to 1344 code for a protein of 440 amino acids. The record is from RefSeq and is a predicted model, not a curated record.